AUGGCUGUGGAUCUUGGGAUUACUAAAGGAAGCACACUAGGAAAAUGCCACGUGGUGGAGGACAUCCUCGGAGAAGGCGGCUUUGGUGUUGUCGCCAAAUGCCGCAAUACAGAGACCAACAAGGCAGUAGCGGUCAAAGUCAAUAAGAAUGAGAAAGAUGUUUUGGAACAGGCAGUGGAUGAAAUUGCCAUCCUAAAACGGCUGCGGUGUCUCGAGCCAGACACCUGCAACAUUGUCCAGUGGGAUGGCAUUUUUUUACACAAGGAGAGUAUAUGCAUCACCUUUGAACUCCUUGAUCAAAGCCUGCACCAUUACCUGCAGGAGCAAAACACCUGGGGUCUCACCAUGGGAGAGCUGAAGCCUAUUUUGCAGCAGCUGGCGACUGCUCUGGCUCAUCUUCACUCCAUUGAGAUCGUACAUGCUGAUAUAAAACCAUUAAAUGUCAUGGUUGUGGACCGCCAUCAGCAGCCAGUUAAAAUCAAACUUAUUGACUUUGGCCUGGCGCGUCCAGUGGCAGACAUCAAACAAGGUCAGCUCUUUGGGACUCACUGGUACAGGGCACCAGAAAUGUCCCUUGGAAUACCAUUUAGGGAACCUUUGGAUGUGUGGGCUCUGGGGCUUGUAAUGGCUGAGCUGGUAUUGGGGUGUGCACUGUACCCAGGAAAAACGGACUAUGAUGUACUCAAGUUCAUUGUAGAAACUCAAGGCCAGCCACCGGACGACGUCCUGGACCGUGGACAGUGCACUCAGAAUUAUUUCUGUAAACAGAACUACGGAACACCACGCUGGAGAUUUAAGUCUCCAGAAGACAUGUAUUAUGAGUAUGGAUUCUAUGCAUCAGAGUCUAGGACUGUCAAACUCAAGUCUCUUGAUGAACUUGAGGAAUACAUGGAGCCAGACGUGGAACUUCAAAGGGAUCGGAAGAUGCUGGUCAAUUUAAUCAAAAGCAUGCUGAACCUAGAUGCAAGUAAGAGGAUUACAGCUCAAGAGGUUUUGGAGCAUCCAUUCUUUGCUUCAAGCCUCCCUGAGAACUCCUCAGAAAACGCUGGUGAAGCAUUAGCUUACACGAAAGACUAUACUGUCGUGGUGAAGAGGGAGCUGAGCCGCAAGGCGAAGCUCUCGUUGUACCAGUCCAUCUUCGUCCCAACCCUCACCUACGGUCACGAGCUCUGGGGUGGCUGGGCUCAGCCCUAG
Molecule: messenger RNA, 1194 nt
Organism: Stegastes partitus (bicolor damselfish)
Lineage: Eukaryota; Metazoa; Chordata; Actinopteri; Pomacentridae
Source: RefSeq, a predicted model, not a curated record